AUGGAACAAAACGUAACAAAAUUCGAUCUCAUAAUCCUCGGAGCUUCAGGUUUCACAGGCAAAUACGUUCUCAAAGAAGCACUCAAAUUCCUCAACAACUCAUCCCAAUCACAAUCUUCUCUCAAUUCCGUAGCCAUCGCUGGUCGAAACCCUACAAAACUCGCCCAAACCCUAAAAUGGGCUUCAAACCCACAUCCACCGCCGAUUAUCCCAAUUCUCCCUGCCGAUACGUCCGAUCCAUCCUCCCUUCGUUCCCUCUGCUCCCAAACCCGCCUCAUCCUCAAUUGCGUCAGUCCUUUUCGUCUCCACGGGGAAACCGUCGUUUCCGCUUGCGUUGAUUCGGGUUGCGAUUAUCUCGAUAUUUGCGGCUAG
Lathyrus sativus (Indian pea) is the source of this 372-nucleotide messenger RNA. The record is from the annotation of a GenBank genome assembly. Lineage: Eukaryota; Viridiplantae; Streptophyta; Magnoliopsida; Fabales; Fabaceae.